This is a messenger RNA of Uloborus diversus, 6534 nucleotides long. Its product is annotated as mediator of RNA polymerase II transcription subunit 13-like. The record is from RefSeq and is a predicted model, not a curated record. Gene Ontology annotation, biological process: regulation of transcription by RNA polymerase II. Bases 1 to 6534 code for a protein of 2177 amino acids. The transcript is spliced from 30 exons. Gene Ontology annotation, molecular function: nucleic acid binding; transcription coregulator activity. Lineage: Eukaryota; Metazoa; Arthropoda; Arachnida; Araneae; Uloboridae. Gene Ontology annotation, cellular component: mediator complex.
AUGACACAUGUAGGUGAUGUAACAAAUGGAGCAAGUCUUGAAGAUUGUCAUACUAAUUUCUUUGCAUUGGCUGAUCUUAAUGGGAUCAAAUGGAGAAAAUUACAUUCAGAUACUGUAACAGUAGAUCCAUUAGAUGAUCCUAUAUUAACCUCUUACAGUAAGUGCUUGUCAGCAAGUGUACUUGCUGUAUGGAGGAGCAUAGUUACACCAAAAAAUGGCACUCCAGGUGCUGUGCGGGAACUUAAUACUUUGUCAUCUUCGAAAGAACUAUGGAUAUUUUGGUAUGGAGAGGGACCUGAUUUUUCGGAGUUUAUUUCUCCUUCUUUAUCUGAAAUGGAACAAGGCUCUUGGGAAAGUGGUUUAUCGUAUGAAUGCCGCACACUUCUCUUCAAAGCUCUGCACAACGUCAUAGAAAGACAUUUGUUAUCUCAUGGAUUCACUAGGUUAGGAGAAUACUUUGUUGAGCCCCAAGUUUUUGAUGCAACUUCCAGAAAUUGGCAACAUGUGUUUCGUCUUCAUUUCUUUAUUCAUGGAGAAAGUACUGUUUGCACAUGCAUUGAUGCAAGGUUGACAACUCCUGUAUAUGCACUGCAAAAAAGUCAUAUUCAUGCGGCUCAAUCCCAUACCAAAAAUGUAAAAGUUAUCCUCAGCCCAUAUGGAAUAGAAGGCAAAUUAACGGGUCCGUGCUUCAAGUACAGUGAUCCUAACAUGGCUCGUUUUUUAAAUCUCUGGCAUUCAUUUUACCCUCAUAUUCACAGGAAAGAUAAAUUAAAAAUGUUCUCAGGUGAUCCCAAUGUGGUUGAAGUUUUAGUUGGUGGUCUUUACAUGAAAUAUCCAGCCUCAUAUGUAUUUGUUGUUGAAGAAGAUAUUGCUAAAACUUUUCCGAGCUCUAAAGCAUCUAAUUUAAAUAGUUCUACCCUUAAGAGCACUGCAAGUCACAUUUCUCCCUCUGGUUUAUUAACCCCACCAAUGUCUCCCAUUGAAAACAGUACACUCAGAGAUAAUUCCAGAACAUCUGCAGAUCUUUUGGGCGAUUCUCAAAAUAUCCUUGAAAACAACUUUCAUAUAAAAAUUCCUAAAUUUCAUGAUUGCAUCAAGUAUUCUGUUAGUCAAGAAUGCUGUAUUUCUGUUAUUUCGGAAAAGUCAGAUGACAGUCCAACUUUAUGGGAUUUUCAAGAUCCAUCUGCUGUUAUAAAAUGUUCAUGUUGUAGCAAAAUUAGUAAAGGAAAAAGUGUUCAGUCUAGUUCAUCUGGCAAUGGAUUUUCUACUGCUAAUCAAUCAUCAGAAUCAUCUGUAAACCAUAGGAGUUUAAAAAAUGAAAAAUUCAACUCACAUUACAUGGGCAUUCCUUUUCAUCGCCAAAAACCCAAUCAAAAAGAGGAAAGAUUUCUCCAGAAUAUUUGCAUUUCAUUUCUCAGCAAAGAUUCAGAAAAACCUGAAUUAAGAAGCAGUGAAACAAAUUCUUGCACUUCUAAUUUGCCUCAGCUUCAAACACCUCUUAGCCAUAUCAAAAGUGAAUCUCUUUCAAAUGUUUCUUCUACUGACACAUUUUAUGCUUCAGUAUCUUCUUUGGAUCCGGUAAUGCCAACUUUAUCUCCUCAACCGCCAAUGAUAAAAGAAGAGAGCAAUGUUCAGUCAUAUGAAUUUUCACAAGCAAACAAUUCUAGUCCUGGUAUUGAUUCCCCCAAGUGUGUGAAUUUGAAAGGAAAAAUAUCAGAAGAGAUCCUUUCUCCUUUACAUGCAUCAUUACUAAAUAUGUUUGAAAAUGCCAAAAAUGUGUCCAAACUGUCGCCCAUUGCUGCUAAUCCAGAACCUGAUCCUGUGGAGCAAGUGGAAAGUUCUUCAUGCCCUAGAAGUAAUAAAAGCCAAAUAAUUGAGAAACCUCAGCUUCCAAAGCGGUCACACGAAGAUGACAAUCCACAAAUGACCAUGACAGGACUUUUGUAUGACUAUCAAACCUUUAAUGCACCUUUGUGGGAACCUCCACCUUUUAAAAGAAAAUGUUUCCUUGCUACACAAAAGUCUGUUCAAGUGUAUAAUGAUGAAACAGAUGAUUCAGAUGAGGAUAAUGCUUUAGAUAAUUUUGAUAGCUUUGAUGAAGCUGUGCCUUCUGCCCCUAAGGAUCCAUAUGAAUUCACUGAAUUCGAUGAAACUGCUCCAUCUGAGAGAGGAUUUCGUCAAAAAGCUGAAUCUUAUCUCAAAGAGGAAGAGAGAAUUGUGCCACCCAGUUUGCCAUCUCCAAUAGUCCCACUAUCCCCUAUACCAAAUGAUCCUGCCAUUGCUCAAGAAGCUUUGAUUUCUCAUGAUUCUGAUAAAGUGCCAUCACCAGCUGCCAUUAAAGUUCCAUCAAAGUUUAUUAGAGAGGAAGAUCUUGCAGUAUCAUUGCAUGAUUUAGAUAAUAUUUUUGAUACUUCUUCAUCUGAAGGAGAAGACAAUACUGAUCCUCCAGUUACACCCUCAAAACUGCAUCCAUUAGAUGAAUUUUCCGGAAAAAUAGAACUUUCCAGGAUGUAUCCAACGCCUCCAUCUUUAGAACAAAAUGCUGUGCCUUCUCCAUUUGGUCUUAUAAGUGGAAAUGAAAGUAAUGCUGACCAAGAUGCCAUAAGAGAGAACCAUGAAGAUAUGUUUAUGAAAAAUUUAAAUCUAGAUGAGGACAUCAGUGUUUGGAAGCCUGCUGCAUUACAGAAAUUUGUUGAAUCUCCAAAGUAUUUAUAUAUAACAGAACUGUCAUCUGUAGGAAAGAGUUCAGAUACAGACUUGGAUUUAGUGUACAAAUCUUCAUGGUUCCAGCCGUCUUCAAAAAUGAACUAUACAAAUGUUUGUGAAGAAAAUGCACAAUCAGAAACUUAUAGUGAAGUACUGAGUCGUAAGAAUGUUUUUAAGUGGUAUGCAAGAUUUCGUGAUGGUAGAGACAGCUUAGAAGAUGAUCCAAGACCAGGUCAUUCAGGUAUCAUCCAUAAAAAAUUCAUACCAGAAGGUGAAUCAGUUAAUGCUGCUUACUACUUGAGUGUUUUGAAGCGUUUAUGGGCGAGAAUUCAUCGAGUUAGACCUGAAUACCAAAACCAAGGGACAUGGUCUUUUUUGCAUGACAAUGCGCCAGCACACAAAAUCUUGAUGGUACGUAACUUCUUGGCCCAAAAAAGUAUUGUGGUGCUUGAUCACCCUCCUUAUUCCCCUGAUUUGGCUCCAGCAGAUUUCUGGUUGUUUCCCAAAUUGAAAUUGGCAAUGAAAGGCAAACAUUUUGUCACAGUUUCAGAUAUUCAGGCAGCUACGACAGCGAAAUUGGGGGCAAUUCCAAAAGAUGGUCAACAGCAAGUAUAUGGAACUUUCGAUGAAGAGAGAGUUUGCCAUACAAUUUAUCAAUCAGAAAGUGCUUUGGACUCGCAAUUUACACUAUCUAACUGUGAUUCUGUUUCAUCUGUAUCAAGCCUGCCUUCAUAUUUGAAUAAAAGUAAUAAUUCUACAGAUUCCAAUUAUUCUCGCCCAGUUUUAGAGGCUCACGCUCUUCUUGUGAAUCUAAUCCUAUCUGAUUCUAUGCUCAAUACCUUUAAGGACCAUAACUUUGAUUCGUGUUGCUUAUGUGUGUGCAAUAUGAAUAUAAAGGGCUCUGAUGCAGGCAAUAUUCUUCCUAGUUUUUUAAUUCCUAAUGGAAAUGAUGAGCCUCAGUAUAAGUGCACUUGUGGUUUUAGUGCUGUAACACAUCGCCAUAGAAGUUUUAAUGCUGGACUUUUCUUUGAAGAUGAAUAUGAAAUAACUGGCAUUGACUGUGAUACUAUUAAGAAUUUUAGUCAAUCAUUUUUUGAUAUUCCAAGUGAAGGUCAAUCGUCUGAAGCUCAGAAAGUGAUAUUACCACAUUCAAAUCAUGUACCAGAUUUCAUUCUUGAUCUGUUACGGAUUCAGUGCAAAAGCAUCAACUCUAGGUUUAGUUUGUUCUUCAAGUCCAGAAUGCAGAAAAAACACGAUUCUUUCACCUUCAGCAACAGCAUAGAAAUAUAUGACAGGUGUGAGAUAUUAUUCUUGGCUCUAGAAGACAGCAAAAAUUCCAUUGAUAGUCCUGCAUCAAACAGAUUAGAUGAAGCUUUGAAAUCUACCAGUCUUCACAAGUGGCCUUAUGUCUCUAGUCCCUUGCCUUCUACCAGUGAGGAUAUAAUGUUAUUUUUAGAUUCUUUAAAACCCAUACUUCAAGCUGCUGUGCAUAAGAAAAAUACCCAACGAAUGUGGGAUAUCACAUACGUUGUUUCUGGACCCCUAACUUGGAGGGAAUUUCAUACAUUAGCUGCAAGAGGUUCAGAGGACCAAUGCGACCCUCAGCCUAUUCCAUCUUUGCUAAUGAGUCAGGACCACGAAUGCAUUGCUGUUUCCCCAUUUGCAUUAAAAUUUUGGGACAAACUGCAUUUAGAGCCUUAUUCCCUUGGAAGAGAUGUGGCUUAUAUUGUAGUUGCUCCAGAGAGUGAUUUUGUGCUUUCUCGUGUCAAAAACUUCUUUAAAGAGCUUAGUAUCAUGUAUGAGUCUCAUGGUUUUGGAAGACAUACGCCAAUUACUAAAGUAUUAAGGGAUGGCAUUAUGCGAGUAGGGAAAACUGCAGCCUCCAAGGUGGCAGAAGAACCUGUUGGAGAAUGGUUUAACAACAUUGGAGAUGGAUCUAUUUCCAAUAAAUUGAAACUGUAUGCCCGUGUAUGCCGCCAUAGACUUGCACCUCAUUUAUCAACUUUAACCCUUGACGAGAACCUUUUCAGCAGCUCUUCAAAAGUUGGAGACAAAAAUGCUGGGUUGGCAAAUCUCGUGCCUAGUUCUAUAGAAAACACUGCUGACAAACCUGCUACUCCAAAGAAUGUAGAAACUGAACUAUCUACUGACAACAUAGCCAGUUUGCAAUCUCUGUCUGAUCAAAAAGAUGGUGAUCAUUUGUCAGAACCUGCUCUAGUCAUUUAUAUUGUUGAGCCAUUUACUUUUGCCCAGUGUGAUUCAGAAGUUUAUCGUUUAGUCACAUUAGGUCUGAUGCAUUCAUAUCACGACAUGGUAGCCUGCUUACCUGAAGCCAUGAAGAAUGGUAUUCAAUUACAAAUUUUAAGUCUUGAUUCCAUUUUGUGUUUUGACGACAUUAAAAAACCAAGAAAAGAUGAAAUAAGAUCUUUAGCCUUUUCAGUUUUUGCUCAAUCACAUCAGCUACAUUCAAGUCAAUCUAAUGCAAAAUCUCUCACUGGAUUUGGUCCUGCUGCAGCUCAAGAAGGGUUCUUGAAAACUGAAAAAAGUAAAAUACAAAGGCCCCUGAAAAUCUACAAUCAACCUUUCAUACUGGCAUCGGUAAAAGACAAGCAAACUGAAUUAAAUGAAAUGUUUGGAGAUAGAAAGCAGAGUGCCAGUGUCCUGUACUGCUCUUAUUGUUUAACUAAAGACAAAAGAUUCAUUUUAGCAAGCUGUACGAAUGAUAAAGGAGAAUUUACAGAGACAAACAUUAUAAAUAUUUCCAUACCUAGCAAGAAUCAGAGAAAAUAUGCAUCUGUGCGAAAAUUUGGCCUCCAUAAGCUACUAGAUUUUAUUCUUGAAGUCAUUUCUGUAUCUGUUCAGCCGUGGAGACUUGUCAUUGAGCGAUUUGGAAGAUUAGGUCAUGGGGAGCUUAAAACAUGGGCAUGUCUUCUUAGUAGAAAGGCUAUGCAAUCUUACAGCAAAAGAUUACAAAAACUUUGCCAUCAAUGUGCAAUAUCAGAAGCACCUAGCAUUUUAUCUGCUUGCUUGGUAUCUGUAGAACCAGAUGCAGCCUUAAGGUUAAUGCCUGACCAAUUCACUCCAGAUGGAAGUUAUUCUAGCAGCAGAUCGAAAACGUGUCAUCUCAGUACUCCCGAGGAUGCAACCUGUACACAUAUCUUGGUAUUUCCUACAUCUGCCACCACCCAGCCUUCUCAAGCACAUAAAGAACAAAUGGAUCCAUUACCUGGCUUAGGGGAAGAUCUCUUUGAAGAGUUAAAUGAUGACAUAUCAGGCAUCAAUGAAAUUUUGCAAUGGUCAGAAAGUCCAGGAAGUCCUGAAAAUUCUCAUCGUGACGGGUUUUCUCAACCUUCGAGUCCAACUUCAUCAUAUCGGUUUUCCUCUACACAUCAUGGCGAAUCACAUACACAAUUAUCAAUGUGCGGUGAAAAUGUUGCAGAUACAUUAGAUGAAUCUCAGCAGUUAUUACAACAGCCUUUAGCACUAGGCUAUUAUGUGUCAACUGCCGAAACCGGAACCUUACCCAAAUGGUUUUGGUCUUCUUGUCCUCAAAUGGAAAAUAAGUUACCAGUGUUUUUAAAAUCAUCCCUACUGAUUCAUAUACCUUUUGCCCAGUAUUCUGAGGAUGUAUUACACAAUAGUCCACCACAACAAUUACAUCCAUUGGAUUCAAAUUUUACCACUGAUAUUUUGAGGUAUGUCCUGGAAGGGCAUAAUGCUCUCUCUUGGCUUGCUCUGGAUUCGAAGUAUAAUGACAGACGUUCUUGCCUUCCUAUACACAUGCAGAUGUUGAUGCAAUUAUAUGACAUCGUAGAAGCUAUUUUGUGA